AUGAAGUCUGCAACGGUCGCCACGGCGUCUACGAUCGCGGUGGUACUGUUGUGCUCGGUAUCUGUGCCGUCCGGACACCAGAAUGUCUGUCGGGCCGCCAGCGCCGAAUCGAGGCUCGACAGUCGAAAACUACAAAGGGACCUGAUGCUGGACGGAGACCAUCAGGCGCGGCUGCUACACCUGACCAGGUCGGUGAACAGCAUCAUCGACGAGUACCUGGGCAACAGGCCGGUGGUGAUGUUCGCAGACGAGGUGCAGCAAAGUGAAUUGGGCCAGCGGCUGUUGACCGACAUGACCCAUCCUAGGUUACUAGUGUCGCAGGCUGACCUCCGGCAGGCUAACGGACUUUUGGUGUACCUCAGGCACUGGGACAGCCCGUCGACCGACUACGAAACGGUGCUGGGGCGGCUACCGUCUAGCGACCAUUCCCGGCACAUGGUGCUGUGGGGUGGAGUGCGCGACGGCUACGCCACUAACGAUGAUCGCGUCGACUUGCACCGGAUCCAGGUGAUGUUCGAGGCGUUCUGGCAAUAUCAGCUCAUCGACGUAGCCGUCCUGGUACCCACGUCUACCGGUAGCAUACGGGUGUACUCGUUCAACCCUUACACAGGAUCUCGGUGCAACAGGGCCGGCCCACCCAUCAUGAUCAAUAUCUGGAGCGGCUGGACAAACACUUUCGUUAAACCCAACAGAGUGUUCGGUCUGGACGAUAAGCUGAAAAACUUGCACAGGUACCUAAGUUGCGACUCACAGAUCAAUAUGAUAUUUUCAAAUUUGUCGUAAAAACAUCGAAACUAUAUUUUUAAUGACAUCUACGCGAUAAUUUGCAUCCUAAAUCUUAAAUGGAUAGGUAGCAGUGGCGUAUACAGAGUGUCACUUGCAGGUGCAAUCUCCUCAUUUUAUUUCAAAAUAAAUGUAUAAGUUAAUAAUUAUUUCAAAAAAAAUUAAGCUUAUACAAUUGAUGGACGUACAAAAAAUGGAUUAUACCUUACAGAUCCUCAAUGUUUAUGCCUAUAAUAUGUAUGUUAUUAUAUAACCUCGGCCGUUAAGAUUUUGAUUACUUUGUCAUUAAAAACAACAGAUAAUAAUUAUUUCGGUAACAAAACACUUCUUUUGAUUAACGACUAUUGCGAUGAAAUUUUAUUACACAGUUGACGAUAUUGAAAUUAGAGGCACGUCCAGAAAGUAAGUGUACCUGAGGCUCUCAUGGGCAUAGAACAUAUUUUGUUUUGCUAUGUUGAUCACACUACCGUGUAGCAUGACUUUAGCUAUAAUACAAGACAAGAAAGAGUUCAGUAAAUUGAAAACUGUCCUGAUAAUAAUUUUUCUCGUGGAACAUGUCGAACACUUCUGCCGCCGAGUGCGAUAUCCGCGCCAUCGUCCGUUACCUCGUUGCGAAGGAUAAAUCUCCACUUGAGAUUUUUAAUGAGAUAACGGUUAGGUUUAUGGUGAUAACAGAAGUGAACCUAGCGGGGGGUUAGGGUUGUCAUAAUAACCCCCCCAAUAAUUGUUUUUUUUUUAACUUUUCAGUUGGCUAUUUUACAUGUAUGAAAAACUAAAUAACUGUACACAAUGGCCAACUGAUAAUUUGUAUAAGAUUGUGAUAGUGAUGUUGACUAGAAUUACCUAGUAUUGGAAAAAUAAGUAUUAAACUGUAAUCAAGGCGUUUCCACCAAAAAUUUGAUUAGCUACCUCUAAGUCUUCUUCCUGUUGGCUUGUAUUUAAUUGCCACCCUAGCUCCAUAAGCUUCUUCUCUUCUCAUCGUGUUCGCCAUCUAUUUAUUUCAUUGUCAAAUACUAGUCCACAUGUUUUCUUUAGCGCUUUAUUUUCAAAACUUUUAAUUUUUUGUUCAGUAUGCACUGUCGUCGGCUAAACUUCCCAUCCUUAGGUUAAUAUUGGUUUUACAAUAGUCAUGUACGGGUACACUUUUGUAUCCCUAGGAAAAAGUUUUGAUUUGAAAUAUUUAUUCAAUACAAAGAAGGCUCUUUCUACUUUGAGUAGACGAUUGGCUAUUUUAGUACUCCAGUCGUUGUUGCUAGUGAUAGAAACUUCUAAAUACUUAAAAAUUUGGAUUUUCUCAAACACGUAGUUAACAACUGUAAAGUUUACUUCGCUACUCUCCGCUAGUGUUUCCAUCACUGUUUCCAUCGUUUUUCCUUCAUUUACUUAUAGCCCGAUCUCCUUUGCUUCACGGAUGAGUGUUUUUGUAUUUUCAACUACCGUGUUUUUAUUUUCUCCCAUCAGGUUCGGAUCAUCUACAAAACCAAGCACAUCCAAUGGGGUUCUGUAUAUAUUGAUUCCGAGCUUAUUACUUAGUACUUUACGAAUCACUUUUUUUAUUGCUAAGUUCAACAGUAAUGGGAAUAGCGCAUCACCUUGUUUGAGUCCGUCAUCACUUCAAAAUCUUCCAGCAGUGUACCGUCUACUCUUACUUGAUAUCUGGUCCUAUUCAUGUAUAUUUUUGUCAGCGAUAUGAGUUUUUCGGGAAAGCUAUAUUUGUACAUUAUAUUAUACAGGCUAUCACGAUGGAUACUAUCGUACGCUUUCUUGAAAUCCACAAACACCUGCCAUACGUUUUGUCUGUACUCAUACUUCUUUUUUUUAGCUUUGUUCCAUUCAUCUAGUAGUUUUUCUUCCUUUUAUAUAUUUUUGCACAACUCAUACAUCGUUUCGUGUAGUUCUUUACCAUCAUAUUUUAUAAGUUCAGUAGGUAUACCAUCUGACCCAAGGGCUUUCCAUUUUUUAAGUCGGUAAAUAGCUCUUUUAGUUUUAUCAAAUGUCAAAUCAUCUAUUUUUUAUUCCGAUCUUUGGUCUUCCUAGGAUGGUAUUAGUGUUUUUGGAACCUUCUCAUAACUUAAUUUAAAUUCAAACUUUAAGUCAAAAAUUUUUUGGGGGUCAAUAAGAACCGUCUCCUCGUGGUGACCCCUUAUAAGCAACUCUAAAUGGUUCUGAAACAAUAUUUGAGAUAGGUAGGGGGGAAAAUAAAUUUUAAAAAAUAAAAUUAAACGAAAAUCGAACCUUUUUCGUUUUGGUGUGAACGAUAAUUGACGAAAAUUUGUUUUAUUAUAUUAAAUUUUGUUUUUUGUUGCGAUUCAGAUAAAAAUGUUCAUAAAGAAUUGUAAUUUGGACAGAAAACUUACAUACUUGUCUUUUCUAGACGUGGCCAUUUAUAAACAUUUUGAUUUUGUGCGUUUUUAUGUAAUUUGUAUUCGGUAGGUACUCUGAAUAAAAUUGUAGACCAAACAGAAACAAAUAUUAUUUACAAAAAAUAUAUAAAGCCUAUUUCAUUAUUUUACUAUAAUAUGGCAUAUAUAAUGUUGACAAAGCAUCACUAUCAACUGAAUUCCGCUCAGAAUCGUUUUUUCGUAAGCAAUGGUUUAUCGUUACCCAUAACAGUGGCUGCACCCGGUCCCCAUCAUCCUAGGACGUCUUUUUUAUAUUUAUUUUGUUAUAAUAUUACCAAGUGGUUAUAUAGGUAGGUUAUAUUAUAAACGCCCAAUGAAGUAAUUUAUAAUAAAAUUAUGCAUCCUGGCACCCACCCCGUCUAAUAAUUAGAUAAUUAUCGAAUACCUGCCGAGAACUUAACAGGCUUAAAAAUUGUUACAGGCUACACGCGUCAUCUCGAUCUGUAUGGCCAAGUUGUUGAUCUAUAAAUACAUUUACCUCCAUUGUUAUAUGUUAAUUUAUUGUGCAUAAUGUAAGUAGGUACCUACUUAUACAAUAACAGCUGAAACUAAAUCGCGUUCAAAACAUUGAAUUAAUAAUAUUAUCAUAAAUUUAAAACUGCUAUAUAGGUACAGGUGUAUGAUGAUGCAGUCGGUACCUAAUCAUUACUCACAUUAUACUAUUACGCAACAGUGCAAUACGAGCUAAAGCAAUAACAAAAAGUCCAUCUAUGUGUACAAUUUUAAUACAAUUUAUAAUAUUUACGGAAUAGGUACAUUCCCUGCACCCAAGAUAUUAAUGCUAACCUGAUACAUUUUAAUUUAUGUACCUAUGUCCGGUUUCACGUCAUUUUGUCCGGUAAAUGAUAUUCGACGACAAUUGAUAAUACAGUUCAAAAAAAAAAAACUUGUACCAAAAAUACCAGGGUAAAAAACGUCCAGUAAAAAAAUAAAAAAAAAAUGUAUAAAAUACAUUCGAUAAUUUUUCAUCCAAAGUGUUAGUUAUGCUUAUGAUAUAAGUGUAUCACUCAGAUGACUUUACAAUGGGCUAUUAACAAACAUGUACCUAGGGAUAUUAUUGGGCUUAAUCUGGCCCUGAUGGCUGAUUGUAACUUACGUAUUUACAUUAGUUAUACACGUUGGAGUACGGUUAGGUCCUAGGUGUUGUAAUCCAAUCCUGCACUAAAAUCAAAAAAACGGAUAUUAUGUUAUCUUCGUCACAAUAAUAAUUUUCGUAUGAUAAAUCGUCGAUAGUUGAUUAAAUCCGUUUGUUGGUGGUAUUUCCAUAGAAUUUUACUCUAUGAGUAUUUCUGUCCGUUUUCGUAAUCUUUUACGGACCAUCAGAAAACUAUAAAUGGUAAUCCGAAAAAAAAGUAUUUUCCUUAUAUUCACGACUAAAGUCAGUACUUAUCGGUUAUAUAAUAUUUAUAAUCGCCGACAGUCGUUAGUUUAUGGUAUAUUUGUACAAAUCAUAUUGAAAUAAACAAGAUUCAUUUGUGUUAAAAUAUCUAAUUUUUUAUAAUUUUUUUUUUCUUAAAGUCGUUUAUUUAGUGGUACAUUAAGUAAAUGUGAAAAUGAAUGAAUAUAAAAUGAGGCGGUGAAAAUAAAACAAUGAAUAGGAGUUUCACAUUAGAAACUCUUGAAAUUUCUACAUUUAAAACUAAAAACACGUUAUAAAACUUCGGACACACAUUUAUAAUUCAAGGGACGUAGUAUUUUAGAUCCUACUUUGGGGAUUUAUAUGCAUGGAUUUUUUUUCCGGGAUCCCUAUAAAUACCCAAUUUAAAAAGUACCAGAAUAUUUUUGAAUAUUUAAAAUGUACGAUAUCUAAAGAUUACUAAUUUAUAUAUUUAGCAGUGGCGGCUCAUGGUGUUAAAAGUAGAUGGUGCACAAAAUAAUAAUUAACAAAUAUUAACACAUGUAACAUGUGUUUACUGUUUUAAAUUAAUAUACCGUAUUAAUAUGUAAACCAUUUAUAAUAACUUAAUUAUAAUUUAAAUUUAAAUUUUUAGUUAAUUUGUUAUGUAUGUAAAGUCGAGUCUUCUCUCUUUAGAUUCAACAAAAACGUCUAUAACUUUAUUAUUAAAAUCAGAAACAUUCAAAAUGAAGUUUUUUCGAAUGAUAAUAUCGCUAAACUCGUUAAUUUGUCUUGUUCCAUGGUAUUGAGUAAAAAUGUUUUUAUUCUUUUUAACGUUUAAAAAUACUUUUUAGAUUUCGCCGUAGACGAAAGUAUUGUUAUUAUUAUUUUUAAUAGUUUCACACACUCAUCGAAUGUAUGAGUAAGGUUUUCAAAUUUUAAGUACGCUAGUAAGGGAACAGUUUCAAAUAUAUUUCUAAACUCAGAGCUGCUAUAAAUUAUUUGUAGUUCAGUUUUCAGUUUUUUUUCGUCAAAAUAUGGAUAAACAAUUGUUGGUUGUUUAAAAUAUUUUUCGAAAUGCUCAAUCAAAAAUAAAUUUGAUGCUGAGAUGACCAGUAAAAUCAAUCGUUCUUUUGCUUGAGAUAUAAUGACGUCAAAUACUUUUUUUGAUUCUCGUUCAAGUUCAUCCUCUUUCUUGGUUUGGUUUGCUUAUUAAAACUUUGUAUAUAAAUAUCUUCACAUAUUUUAUCUAUUUCAUUUUUUAUAUUUGAAAUUAUUUUAGUAAAAUUAUCUAACCGAAAAAUGUUUUAAAAAAGUGGGCUGGUGAAAAGUUCUACACACCACCAACCUCGUUUACUAUAUUAACUCCAAUAGAACACUCUUAAUUAAUAUUCCAUGUAUAGGUACCGAUUCGAUAAAAAUAUGGCUCGGAUACCCAUCUUGAAUUCACCAGCAUCCACCCAUUAAAAAAAGUUGGCGAUCGCCAUCCUUGGCUGCUGGUUUCGGCGUCACUGUAUGUUUACUUAUUAAAAUGAUUUGAUUUAUGUGAAAUAACUCGAUAAGAUCAAUUUAUAUUGUAAGUACUUAUACAGUGAAACUUCUGAAUAGCGGACACUCUCGGUCACCGAAAUUUUGUCCGUUAUUCAGAGGGGAUACAUUAUUGAAAUUAAUUUGUAUAAUAAUGUACUUUGUAUGUAGGUAUGUAUGUAUGUAUGUUAUUACUUAUUAUUUAUUGUAAAUUAUUAUUAUAUAUAUCUAUAUUAUUAUUUUUAUAUUUUUACAAAUUAUUAUUUAAAGUACAUUUGUACAAUCAAAAUCAAAAAAUAUGUACAUGUAUUUUUAAAUUAUUUUUGUUUGAAAAAAUCUGUGAGCUUUGUUUAUAAUUACACCGUAUAUGUGCAAUCUCAGUAGUAAUAUCAUUCGCUAAUGUUACAGCAGAAGUAAAAAUAGAACUGCUCUUUACCUCUAUUGAUGAAAUAAAAUGACUUACGCUCUUUACAGCAGACAAAGCAUCCUGUAAACUAAUAACAUGAUAUUUUGAAGUUUCUGCUUCUUCAGUCUUUCGUUUUAACGUAAUCAUCGCGUACUUAACCGUCACUAACUGACAUACUUUUGUCAUAACACAUAACCGUUUCACCGAUAACCGAAUUUGUCUAAUUUUGUCGUCCUGAUAAAAACGAGUUUGUUAUCGUAAUUAAAUUAUUACGAGAUUAUUACAUACGAAUGUGAAUACGUAUUAUUUUCAAAUAAAGAUUAAAAUAAUGUCCGUUAAUCGGAGGUUUUCCCAUUGAAAAGUAAUGAAAAUGUCCCCGUUCCCCAAAAAACGUCCGCUAUCGAGAGAUGUCCGCUAUUGGGAGGUGUCCAUUAGUGGAGGUUUCACUGUAUUUCUGUUUUAUCAAAUAGGCGCAUACAAAUAAAAAUAAGAAUAGAUCCUAAGAAGUUAAAUUAAAUUCAUGGUGUAUUUUAUUUUAUAGAUGUCCUUUGAAAUGCUUAGGCAUACACAGGCCUCCCGUGUUGACGGUAGUACAAACGAAAACCAGUUUUGAGCUAUCAGGAUCUGGAUUGCGCAUCAUCGACUUUAUGCAGCAAUACAUGAAUUUCACUGGUAUUGUAAGUAUAGCUUAUGGUCAUGUAGGGGUACAUUUUAUACCAGAAACAGCUAUACCCGACAAUGACAGUUCACCAGUAGGUGGAAAGGUUAAAAACAGAAAAGUAGAUUUGGCAUUUGGUCGGUUCACAAGAAUUUUUGACAGCGAGUCUGAUGUAGAGUUCAUAAAAGAAGAUCAAAUGGAUUGUUUUACAUGGGGUUUACCCAGUGGCAUUGGACACGAUCCAACAUUAUGGAUUAAUUAUAUAGCAGAAUUUUCUCUAGUCACAUGGAUAUUUAUCAUGCUUAGCAUCAUCUUAGCGUUUAUUGUUGUUGUUAUUCUUUCACAGUUGUCAUUUCAAAAUUCAAUUCAAUGGAGUCCACUGUUUGUUUUAUUUUAUACAUAUGGCACAUUUAUCGGGGCUCCCAUUCAAAUUACUCCAAAAUCGUACACACUACAAGUAUUUCUGACCAACUGGCUUUUGUACAGUAUGGUAGUGACGAAUGCAUACCAAGCAUAUUUAGGCAGUCUAAUAACUAUACCACAGACAACACCAGAAAUUAAUGAUCAACAUACACUGUUAAAAACAAAUUUGAAUUUAGUGGGUCGACAACAAAUGUACUAUUUGAUCAACUCUUCUGCAGGUUCCAGUAGCGAUUUCAGAGCAUUGGUUGAUCGUUAUCAAAUAUUACCCCCUGAAGACUUUGGCUAUAUCAUUCAGAGAAUAUUAAUGAAAAGAGACACAGCUGUUUUAGCAGCUAAACGUGAAUUGAUAUUUUAUGCACAAGGAUAUACAAAAAAAUUCAAUAACUCAAAACACCUGCAUAUCUUGCCAAAGUGCAUGAUUGAAUCAUAUUCAUCAACUUUCAUGCUUAGAAAAGGAUCUCCGUUUCGCCAUAGAAUUAGCACCAUUAUGUCAAGACUUUCAGAAACAGGUAUUAUGCAGCAAUGGGACCGAACCAAUGUCAAAGAAGAAAUGGUACAUGGAAUUGUAUUUACCGAAGACACAAUUCUUUCAAUAUCUCAAUUUUAUGGAGCAUUUAUAAUUUUAUUUUUUGGAUUGUUUUUAGGCUUCUGCACGUUUGUUGGUGAAAUUUUUGUAUUCCUUAUGAACACAUAUAAUAGGAAACAAAUGAAGAGACUACAAUUUUUAAACUAA
This is a messenger RNA of Cinara cedri, 8268 nucleotides long. NCBI's taxonomy places the organism in Eukaryota, Metazoa, Arthropoda, Insecta, Hemiptera, Aphididae. The record is from the annotation of a GenBank genome assembly.